Messenger RNA from Tympanuchus pallidicinctus (lesser prairie-chicken), 2206 nucleotides. Its product is annotated as olfactory receptor 4S2-like. Gene Ontology annotation, biological process: G protein-coupled receptor signaling pathway. The record is from RefSeq and is a predicted model, not a curated record. The coding region runs from base 886 to 1953 and encodes 355 amino acids. NCBI's taxonomy places the organism in Eukaryota, Metazoa, Chordata, Aves, Galliformes, Phasianidae. Gene Ontology annotation, molecular function: G protein-coupled receptor activity; olfactory receptor activity. Gene Ontology annotation, cellular component: membrane. The transcript has 2 exons.
CCUUCCCCUUCCCUUUCCCCUUCUCCUUCUCCUUCUCCUUCUCCUUCUCCUUCUCCUUCUCCUUCUCCUUCUCCUUCUCCUUCUCCUUCUCCUUCUCCUUCUCCUUCUCCUUCUCCUUCCCCUUCUCCUUCUCCUUCUCCUUCUCCUUCUCCUUCUCCUUCUCCUUCUCCUUCUCCUUCCCCUUCCCCUUCCCUUUCCCCAUCCCUUUUGUCUCCCUUCCUCUUCUCCCUUCCCCUCUUUCCCCUUUUUCCCUUUCCCUCAAACAGAUGUGAAAAUAAAAAAAGCACCUUUCACAACCAUUAUUAACUCUCUGCCAUCUUUCACCAGAGCCAUGCAUGUGCAGGGCUGGUCCUGCAACCCUGCUCAGACCAUUUGGGUUUUGUCCUUUUGUUGGCCACGAAUCCCAUAAGGUUUUAGGGAAGAAUGCAUGCAGUAAGGAGAAGGUAAACAUUUUUAAUCCUUUCUGAAAGGUCAGCAGUUCCACGUUGUGUUUGUUUCGUUUUGCAGGUGGUUGAAUUACAUCAUCCGCCAGUGACGUCCUGGAAAAGAUCCUUGAAGGGGUAGGACAUAACUUUUGGGAGUCCUGUACUGAAUUUGUCAUUUCUGGUUCUGUAAAGUCAGCGGUGCUGCAGAGGUUGAGUUCCCUGCAUCGUUCCAUGCUCAGGGCUCACCUGCACACUCAGGGGGAGCCGACUGUGGUUCGAUGCUCAUUUUGAACACCAGCUGACUUAGGAAGGUCAGCAAACUAAAACACAUUCGAUUCAGGCAAUAAUUUACUUCUAAGAUGUCUAUUUCUGGGUUAAAUUCCAUGAAGAGUUUGCAUCUACUGGUUUCUAGGGCUGAAGGAACUCUGAUGGAGCUGGAGAUAUUAAUGCCUUUUUUAAGAUGACGUUUACUUCUUUACUGCUGGGGGGCAAUGAUUGGAACCAACAGAAGCAAAGGAGCCCCACCUUCUGGAAAGAGAACCUGCAGAGAUUCACAGGCUGCAUGCUGUGUAUGGCUGCCCAACCGACCAACAUGGGGAAUGCAAGCAGUGUGAAGGAGUUCGUCCUCAUCGGCCUCUCUGGGAGCCCAGGCGUGCAGGAGGUUUGCUUUGUGAUGUUUCUUUGCUUCUACACCAUCAACGUGGCGGGAAAUCUGCUCAUUAUUGUCACCAUGAUCAGCAGCCAGCGUCUGAACUCCCCCAUGUACUUCUUCCUUGGCUACCUGUCCUUUGUAGACAUCUGUUACUCCUCCGUCACGGCUCCCAAAAUGAUUGCCGACUUCCUUGUGGAAAACAAAUCCAUCUCCUUUGUGGGCUGCAUAGCACAGCUCUUCGGGGCCCAUUUCUUUGGCUGCACGGAGAUCUUCAUCCUCACAGCGAUGGCCUACGAUCGCUACACGGCCAUCUGCAGGCCUCUCCACUACAGCGCGCUGAUGAGCCGGCGCGCGUGCGGCCGCAUGGUGCUGGGCUCGUGGCUGGGAGGCUGCCUGCAUUCCGUCCUGCAGACUCUGCUGGUCGCUCGGCUCCCCUUCUGUGGCCCCAACAAAGUUGACCACUACUUCUGCGACGUCCACCCCCUGCUACGCCUGGCCUGUACCGAUACCUACGCCGUCGGCCUCGGCGUCACCGCCAACAGCGGGAUGAUAGUUCUGAGCUCUUUCUCCGUCCUGGUUGUGUCUUACGCGGUGAUCUUGGUCUCCUUGAGAAGCCACACAUCGGAAGGGCGGCGCAAGGCCCUCUCCACCUGUGGGUCCCACAUCGCCGUGGUGGUUCUGUUCUUCGGGCCGUGCACCUUCACCUACGUGCGUCCAUCCAGUGACCUCUCGGAGGACAAGAUCGUGGCGCUGUUUUACACCAUCGUCGCCCCCAUGCUGAACCCCCUCAUCUACGCUCUGAGGAAUAAAGAGGUCAAGAGUGCCGUGAGAAAACUGUGGGGUGGAAGAGUAGAAAGUGAAGAGGGAAAGGUGUAGAACUGUGGCCAGUUUUCCCGAAGGAUCUUUCACCAUGAUGUAUUCGGUCAUUGCCACAAAAAAUGGUGCGUGCUGUGCAUGGCUGCCCAACCCACCAACGUGGGGAAUGCAAGCGGUGUGAAGGAGUUCGUCCCCAUCGGCCUCCCUGGGAGCCCAGGCGUGCAGGAGGUUUGCUUUGUGAUGUUUCUUUGCUGCUACACCAUUAAUGUGGCACGAUGUAUUUGGUCAGCAUUGCCACAAAAUGCCUUUUGAA